AUGCUGACAUCAACGGAAAUUCCAUUAUAUCGUGUACAAGGCACCCAUUAUGAAUGCGGUCGUACUAUCGGUAAUCUUUGUCGUGAACGAAUUCUCCGACGUAUUGCUAACGAUCUACCGUUAUUGACACCGUUAUUUGAUUUUGCUCAAACAGAACAAGGCCUAGAACUUUUUAAUGGUUUUACUGAACCUAUUCGUUUAACUUUUCCUUGGUAUUGGGAUGAAUUAUGCGGUUUGGUUGAAGGUUCUGGAGUACCGUUAGAAAAAUUGUUGGUACUCAAUUUUGAAAAAGAAACCCGAAUGGUCUUUCAUCUAUUUGAAGAAACAAACACAUGUGGCAAACAAGUCGAAGAUGAAAACGGAGCACAUGACUGUACUACGGUGUUGAUCAAUAGACCAGAUACAGAUGCAAUCGAAAUUUUGCAUAACGAAGACAGUUCAAUAGCUCUAUACCAUACUGCAUAUUUAAUCGAGGCUAAUAUCAAGUCAGUUGCUUAUAACGAUCACCAACGGCAAAGUCCGAACGAAAAAUUUAUUGCAUUUUGUUAUGCUGGCGUAAUUCCAGACACGUAUCUGGUCGCCAAGAACUAUCUUGUUCAUUACAACCACUAUCAACGACUUCAUGAACUUGUUGUGGAACGUCAACCAUUGUCUUUGACUCGAGCUCGUGAACAACGGGGUCUUGAACUUGGCGAAAUUCAUAAUGUCAACGAUGCUCUUGUAUUAUUAGGUGAUCAAACCGAUGAAAACUAUCCCAUUUUUUGUGUUCCCACCAAGACGGAUUUGAAUUUGGCUACAUUGUGUACAAUUCGUUUCAAGUUUCUUACACAUCAAUUGAUCAUCUACCGUUCUAAUCCGAAUGAGAAUAGGGAUCCGCUACUCACCUACAAUCUAGCUGAAUUAUGGAACUCUGAAGACAAUAAUAAUUGA
This is a messenger RNA of Rotaria sp. Silwood2, 930 nucleotides long. NCBI's taxonomy places the organism in Eukaryota, Metazoa, Rotifera, Eurotatoria, Philodinida, Philodinidae. The record is from the annotation of a GenBank genome assembly.